UUCUGCGAGUAAUAUGGGGACCCCGUUCAAUGCGCUUCAAGCUGCCGAGGCGAUCAGUUCGAUCGAUCGAUUUCCCGUGAAUAUUAGUGCCUUUUUCCGCGCGAUGCCGCAGUCGAGCUUCUUUGCCAAGAGUGUGCCCUUCGAGCAGAUCGAUAAGCUGGCCAUCAGCGGUGGUUACUCCUCCAUCUAUGCCACCAGUAAGCCAGAUGUGCCAGUUGUUGGCCAAUGGGAGCAGCGUUUCUGCCGCCUGGCAGACACCUUUCAGCCCGUACUCGAUCGGGUUUAUGAUUUCAAGGUGCGAGAGGAUGAUGUGUGGAUAGUGACACUGCCCAAAUGUGGCACCACCUGGAUGCAGGAGCUGGCCUGGCUGGUGAUCAAUCGCUGUGACUUUGAGACGGCCAAGAGUGUGGAUCUCACUAUAAGAUCUCCCUUUCUGGAAUUCAAUGGUGUGGUGCCCAAUGUCCCCCAUGACACCAUCGAGGCAGCCAAUGCCUUGCCCUCGCCCAGAUUGAUCAAAUCCCAUCUACCUGCCUGGAUGCUGCCCAGUCAGAUCUGGAGCAAGCGUCCCAAGAUCAUCUAUGUUUAUCGGAAUCCCAAGGAUGCUGCCAUCUCGUACUUCCAUCACUGGCGUGGCAUGGUGGGCUACCAGGGCACCAAGUCCGACUUUAUGCACUCCUUCAUCGAUGGUUAUGUGAACUUUACGCCCUGCUGGCCACAUGUCUUGGACUUUUGGCAACUGCGCCAUGAGCCGCACAUAUUCUUCACCAGCUAUGAGAGGAUGAAGGGACAAUUGGCUGAGGUUAUAGCCGAGGUGGCACAGUUUCUAGGGCGUUCGGUGAGCCAGGAUCAGAUACAGCAGAUGACUAAACACCUAUCCUUUGAGAGCAUGCGCGAUAAUCCCGCCUGUAAUCAUGUCAAGGAGUUUGAAAGCAUGAAGGCCGCUGCUGGAAGAGAGGUAGAGGAGUUCAGGUUCGUUCGUCGAGGCGUCGUGGGCAGCCACAAGGAUGAGCUCACCGCGGACAUUAUCCGGGAGUUUGAUCUUUGGUCGGAUAUCAAUCUCAGGGAUCACAAAUUGAACAUGGAUGACUUUGCCAACUACAGCAAGUUUGCUUCUGCCUAGAGUUUUCCCCAGGCAAUAAAUUUAUCUAAUCUUUGUUAAUAGUCUGUAAG
Molecule: messenger RNA, 1170 nt
Organism: Drosophila serrata
Lineage: Eukaryota; Metazoa; Arthropoda; Insecta; Diptera; Drosophilidae
Gene: St1
Product: Sulfotransferase 1
Molecular function (GO): sulfotransferase activity
Source: RefSeq, a predicted model, not a curated record